GUACCCAGAGAAUAAACGACAGAGGUUAUUUCAAUCAGGUCGCAACUUCAACACUCAUAUAAAGCUUUCCAACACUUUAUACUUUUCGUUUUUUCAUCAAAAUGAGGAAACAGACCGGUGCAAUGCGAACUUUAAGAACUUUCUCUUCUAUCGUCUUUAUCUUAGGAUUUCUUUCUUUCGCUGAUGGAUACUUCAAAGCUCCUGGAAUGAAAAAAUUGAACACUCCUUUCGAUCAUUUACUGCGCAAAGGACCGGCCCAUUUAGACACUGAAAAAGAUUGGGAAGAACAACCUCCUUUUAGAAAAGAUUUUUAUUCUUGGAAAACACCAGAAACGUAUUCUUUCUACCACAGACCAGAACAUCAGAAUCAAUAUAACGAACAACCAGCUGGAAAAUCUUACUUUACCAACGAUAUGUCUUUCAACACGCACCGGAUACCUGGAGUUUCAAACUCAGUCUUUAAAACCAAUGGUCUUUCGAAUCUAAUGAGCUAUGGUGUUGGAUUACCUACAUUUUUGCACCGAGAACCAAUUUUUCCGAGUUCUGUAACAAGCAGUAAUUAUCAAGAAAACCAACCACAAUCAUUUGAACUUGAUGAAAGAUUACCCGAAUCAAAUGAAUCUUUGGGGAAUGCAGACAAAGCAGAAGAAAGAGUUGUUGGAGGAAGAGAUGUUCAUGAUGGCGAAAUACCUUGGCAGGUAUCUUUACAAAGAAAAUCAAUGAAAAGUGGACGCAUUUUUCAUAUUUGUGGAGGUUCUAUCUUGAAUAGAGAAUGGAUUGUGACUGCAGCCCAUUGCGUUGCUCUGGCUUUGCUAUCGAAUUACAGAGUUGUUGCGGCCACAACUAAUUUAAAAGAUGAAAAUAGAAUAAAGUCACUCCAUGGAGGUGAUUAUCAAAUCCAUAAGGUUGUUGAUGUUCAGAUUCAUGAUUCUUUUGAUAUGUUUCGUUUCCGAAAUGAUAUAGCACUAAUCCGAGUUGACCCUCCGUUUGAAUUUAGUAACAAAGUUCAAGCUAUAUCUUUACCAUCUUCUGGUCAUCGAGCUUCAGGGAUUGCUUAUGCUUCUGGUUGGGGAUUGACUCAAGAAGGUGUUCGAGUAACACCAAGCAGACUACAAGCAGUUGAAUUACCUAUUGUAAAUGACCAUGAAUGCCGCCAGGCUUAUGGAGAUAACUUAGCUGAAACUAUGAUUUGCGCCGGUUACAAACAAGGUGGAAAAAGUGUUUGUCAGGGUGAUUCGGGUGGACCCUUAUUUCAAAAACAUGGUGGUCAUGAUGUUUUAAUUGGUGUUGUUUCAUGGGGUGUUGGAUGUGCAAGACCUGGUAAACCUGGAGUCUAUACCGAAGUGGCUCAUUAUGUUGGAUGGAUACAGGACAUCACUGGAGGCAGCAGUCGGAAGAACAUUGUAUAAAAAUAUAUUGUGACAUUUUCCUUUCACUAACAUGCUAUAUUUGCGAAAAGUCAUACGCACAAAUGUAUGAGAAGGAAAUAAUAUUAACAAAUCUGUUUUUGAGAAAUCAGAUUUAUUUGAGUGUGAAGUUGAUAGAAAGGAUUUUUCCCACUAAUUUUUGUUAUAAUUUAAGUUUUUAAUUGUAAGUCUUUCAUUUUUAAAUUGUAUGUUUUUAUCAUUGUUUGCAAAAGUAUAAAAAUAAAAAGCCGAUGAAGAAGCUUAGUCCCGAACUCCGUAAAGCUUGCAAUAAAUAGCAAGAAGAGUUUUGGUUAAGUACAAUCGCAUAAAUUACUGUUCUAUAUAUGGAAACCAUAAAAGGCUUCAUAUAGAUAAAGAUUUACCAAUUUAUAUGCUAACUGUUUUACUUUAUAAAUUAAAGCAAGUUUUAAUCAUCAGUACUGCUAUGAUGACUCCACGGUACAAUACGUUAAUAAAGAACGGUUAAAGUUAAGAAAAAUUGAGUUUUACAUCAUUGAAUUUUAAAUUUUCAGAAAAUUAAAUUUUGAUGCAGUAUUUUGCCUUCCAAGAAUUACAUCCCAUUUAAGAUAAUUAUAAAAUCAGGUAGUCCUUUUAAUGUUUCAUCAUAGUUCAUUGAAUUUUUAUUACAUAUUUUUUUAUUUAUUAACAAAAUAAAAAGAAUUUACGCUGCAUACUUUGUCUUCAAACAUUUAAAAAUUGUUUUUUUAUAUACAUAAAUUUACCCAAAAUUUGAAAUAAAGAGUUUUAGUAUUUCUGUACAGUGGAAAUGCAAAGUCAGUAAAUAAACUUGAUAUUAACUAUAAAAAAAUUAGCCUAAGUAAAUGAUAAUAACCGAAAAUCCUUAAGGAAGUUUCUACAUGAAAGAUCUAAAUGAACUGAUUAACUUGAACAUAAACAAAUACUCUUAAAAAGCAUUUUUUUAGAUUAAUCAAAAAUGCAUCAUAACUGAACAGAGAUAUAAAAAAAGUAUAUAUUUCAGUCCUAUUACAAUCACGUUUCUAGAAAAAAAGCAAAAGAUGCCUGUCUCUUUUUUAUUUCUUGGUAGUGAGACAUGUUUGUGUCUGUCAAAUAAGUAUCAUAAUCAUUUAAAUGCUGCAUUGAUCUUCCUAUUAUAAAGUAACUUGGGAAAAAUUUAUUAUUUAUAGCAAAAAAACAAUUUAUAAUACUUUUUUGGAGAAAAUUCUUUUUCAUUCUUUCCAUGAUUCAUUAAAAGGAAAAAAAAUAACUCAUUAUUUAUGUCAAUCAAAAUUAUAUCACAAAACUUAAUCACCGAGACAAAAUCAAUUUUCGCUCUUCCCAUAAUUCAUUGUAGGAAAAUGAGCUUUAGUUCUUUAGUAAUUAAAAAUAAUUCAUUUAACAAGGAAGAAAGUAGAGUUAGUUCUAUAUCACUUUUCUCAUGCAUUUUGAGAAAAACAAGUAACUAGUUAGUUAAUCAAAUAACUAGUAAGCUAAUCAUAUGUUUUCACAUUUAUUUUCAAGGACUUAAUCAUUAGAGAUGGAACUAUAAUUGAGUUAUAACUCGUUUAUCAAAUUACUAACUUGUAACAGACCGAUCACGUUAAUUUUUUUUUAAUUUUUAAAUUCAAACUUUCAAGAUACAUCUGCGUUUAAAUUU
This is a messenger RNA of Parasteatoda tepidariorum (common house spider), 3042 nucleotides long. Its product is annotated as trypsin-1. Gene Ontology annotation, biological process: proteolysis. NCBI's taxonomy places the organism in Eukaryota, Metazoa, Arthropoda, Arachnida, Araneae, Theridiidae. Gene Ontology annotation, molecular function: serine-type endopeptidase activity. The record is from RefSeq and is a predicted model, not a curated record.